Ooceraea biroi (clonal raider ant) is the source of this 3146-nucleotide messenger RNA. RefSeq lists its product as uncharacterized. The record is from RefSeq and is a predicted model, not a curated record. NCBI's taxonomy places the organism in Eukaryota, Metazoa, Arthropoda, Insecta, Hymenoptera, Formicidae.
GUCGUUGUUUACCGUCGCCGUGGGUUCGGCCGGACACUCGCUGGCGGAACUGCCUCGGAAAAAGAAGGAGACGCAUUGCACCGCCGGAAGGCAAUCGAGACGAGCAGCGACUUUCCAAAGGCUUCCGAUCGCAGUUUCCAAAAAAAGCUUUACUAAGAAGAAAGAAAAGACAGGAAGAAUUAUUCAGCAACGCACGAUUCAGCAGCUCGACAACAACGCCGAAAGGAAAGAGAAAUAAUCGCUUUGCCAGCCGUUGAUCCUUCAUAUCGAACGAAGAGGACAAGCAUUCUCCCCCUGGCUUCUUGCACUUUCACGAGAAAGGCGAAAAAGUUCUGAGGGAUCGUCGUCUUUCCACUCGGCGCGCUUUUGAUUAUAGACAUCAUCAGGUGACGAGGAUCGCACAAGAGAGCACCGUCGAAGCUCUUUAUUGCGCCGGCAAGAAAGAAGAUCAAGAUCCGUCACUUCGCUCUGUGCUUUUAACUGUGGAAGGUGUCGCACAUUGAAGAAGGCUGCUCGAUUGCAAAGAGCGGCCGAGCAUUCUUCGGCAAUCUCGUCGAUUGCAGGAAGAGCUGGUAGAUAGAGCGUCGAGGAGAGGUCCAGUUUGUCGCACGUGCGACGGAUAAACAGGUCUUUUCGUUUUGUAGCAAUCGACGGAAAGGUUCGACUGUGUAUCGAGAAGUCGAGAACGACGUCCAGGCUCUCGGAGACUCCGACUCGACAGAGAGGGCGUCGAGACAACGUCACGAUCGCGAAAAGCGGCGCAAGAUAAAGUCGUGCGAAGAAGAAGUUGCGACCGGCCAGUAAAAAGUCAACGAGGGCGCGAUGCCGAGUUUUCCUGAGCAGUUUCGCUUUUAGGUGUAGGUGGAAGGAGGAGGUCGCGCGCGGCACCGCUGCCUGAAGAAAGGGGAGUACCAGCAGAAGAGUGUACGCGGGCAAAGUUGAGCAAAGAAAAGUUGAGCGGAUAACAGCGGCGUAAGACAAUCCUCUUUUCGUGAGCACGAUCAGAUAGACGCGGGAUAAGAUUAACAGGGAGAAGGCCAACGCGCACUGGCAGGUUAAGAGAUAAAAGGUAAACGAGCGAAGCAAAGGGAGAGAGAGAGAGAGAAAGAAACGUCAUUCGGGAUAAGUACAUAGGACGAAGAGGACACACAAAGGGGAUUCCGCUUAAAAACGAAACGGCGAACUUUCGCUACUUCGUAGCGAUUAAAGAAGUAGCAGUUGGAUGCAACGAGGGAGAUGAUCAGAUAAGAAUGAAGAAAUUCGUGACGGACUCCGGACUCGGCGGACUUCUCCCUCCCUCGUUCCCGAUCCUUUUGGGCUUGCUCGUCGUGGCGGUUUCAAGAGUAUCGAUCGUCGCCACCGAGAAGAGCGGCACGCCGAUGCACAGUGUCCAGUUAACGCAGAAGGGCUACAUCCAGUUUCUCAGGUGGGAAUUGCCGGUGCCGGAAAUCCAUGAAUUUACAUUCUGCCUGUGGGUGAAGUCGAUCGACCUCGAACAUCCUCACUCCAUCUUCUCGUAUUCAAGGAACGAGCGGGAACGUUUGAUUCGAUCUUGGAUAUCGUCGCGCGGAAGGAGCAUUCAUCUGGAAAUUGGCGGCCUCGAGGUAUUCCGAAGGCCAAUCCGCAUGCAGGAACAUCGCUGGUACCACGUGUGUCAAAGUUGGGAGAACCAGGUUGGUCGUUACGCCCUAUGGCUCGAUGGACGUUUGGAGUUGCAAGGUCGCUCCGAAGAGACGAUCCAUUACGUGAUCCCAGGAGGCGGCGAUAUCGUUCUAGGUCAGGAGUACACAGACUUUGACAAAGGACUCGAGGAAGGCAUCGAGGGCUCGGUCCUGGGUUUCAAUCUUCUGCUAGCCUCAGCGUUCAACCGCCUCGAUAACAGCCACCCGGAGCCUGCAUUGCAGCCGACCAUCACAGCUGGACUUCCGCUCACUGAGCUUCCGUUCGUCGCGGAUAUUCGCACUGAAGUAGCCAGACGCAACGCGGAGAAAACGACGCGCGCCAGCGUCGUCCCGAUGCAACUCGCGUUCGGUCCCAAUUGGUCUCGCAAGAUAUCUCGGAGAGACGACACGAGAAUACGGGACAAUGCCGUAGCUUUGCCGCUUCGAUUAAGUGUCGUCGCCAAUGACACGAGGAGAGAAGAGACGCCACCGAUUCACAGACGGGCGAUCAUCUUCGAUGACUCGAUCGCCAAUGCGUCCGGAGAAUCAUCAGACGCUCCCCUGGGUCUACAGUUGGUGAAAUUGUCGUACGUUCGCUGCCAACUGGGCAGAGGUAGCCCGCCUAUAGGCGGCCAGCUGAUGCUGAUCUCCUGGACCAAAACCCCUGUGAGGGUGUUCGGUGGCGCGAUCGUGAAGAACGUGGGCGACGAGUGCGGGAAGUUCUGAGGGAUGAGAUCGAACAAGAAAGUAUGCGAGAUUAUGCGAGAAAGAAUGUGCUUUCUUAACGGGAAUUAUUUUAUUUGUUUUACCAAGUUUUACAAACAAAAAGAAUUUAAAAAGUUGCGGUAAGUUUGAAGCUAGUGACUUUUUAGUUUUUUAGCGAAAAGGAAUUGUUCGUAUUUCUCCGGCGUUAUUCUCCUUUUAAUUAAUCGUGGGCAUUUCAUUCAGAUUUAUUACCAGUGCCAUCGUAACAGGAUUAACGCAGUUACAAAUAGACAUAAGCAGAUUUGAUUUAACUCUCGUACUGCUGUCCGCGAAAAUUACAUACGAAAUUCUCUCUCGUUGUAUGUCGAUUUAUACGUUAAAAUGCUCGAGCUAUGCCAUUGCCGGUUCAGCAAGGUGUCUCUUUGUAUAAGCGGAGUUUCGACAUCCCGAGGAUGCGGAUAUUCUGCUGACGUCGAUAACGCCAGCGAACGAACGCGGUAGCGUCUGAGGAUCCGGCCGGAGGCACUUUUCCUCCUGGCGAACCGCGCGAAUAUUGAAAUUCCGUUGCUUCUCGCAAUCCAGAUUGCUCCCAGCGAAUAAAGCGUACUAUCGAAUCGCCAUAUAACUCAUGUUACUUUUCUACGCGACAAUGUAGACGUCAUUCCUACUAGAAUCAUAUUUUUAUAAGGACAAUAGCGGAAAUAACUAUUUGCGACGAGAAAAAUGAAUCUAAGACACUUUGAAUAUUUUAUUCUCUUUUGUACGGAAAGAGGGAAUAUA